AUCAGACCACGAGUAGAAACAACGAAAGUUGUUUAUUUCGGAUACAUUUCUUAGAGAUAGCUCAAAAUAUGAAUAUUUCUGUUUGACUGUCUUUUGAAGUGUUCAUUCAAAUACAACUGAAAUGAAAUACGAUACCACCGACUAUUGGGCACGACUAGUGCGGUCAUUUACUGUGCUUUUACUUACAUGUGACAUCUACAAUUUCAAUGUUGUUGAAGGAGUUAACCCAGAAGUGGAGCAGCACUUAGAAAUGGGAAAGAAGUUGUUAGCAGCUGGUCAAUUGGCUGAUGCCCUUUCUCAUUAUCAUGCUGCAGUUGAUGGUGAUCCAGACAACUACUUAACAUAUUUUAAAAGAGCAACUGUGUUUUUGGCCUUGGGCAAGUCACGUUCAGCCCUGCCUGACCUGAACAAAGUGGUGGAACUAAAGCCAGACUUUACUGCUGCCAGAAUGCAGAGAGGAAAUGUGUUGAUGAAACAAGGCAAGCUUGCUGAGGCCUUAAUGGAUUUUACAGAAGUUAUUAAUAGAGAACCUGCCAACAAUGAGGCCAUAGAAAAGGCUGAAAUUGUGAAACCUCUAAGAGAAAGUAUAGAGCAGGCCAAAGUUUUAUUUGAGCAACGUGCCUAUCAAGAUGUUAUAGUGCUCCUAGAGAAACCCAUUGAACUAUGUCCAUGGGACACCGACUUACGAGAAAUGCGGGCUGAGGCUUACAUAGCACAAGGAGAAUAUUUUAAAGCAAUCAGUGACAUAAGACCAACAGCAAAGCUUAUGCCAGACAACACAAAAGCAUACAUGAAAAUGAGCACCUUGCAUUAUCAAAUGGGAGAAGAAGAAGAAAGUCUUUUACAAAUUAGAGAGUGCCUUAAAUUAGACCCAGAUCAUAAAGAGUGCCACAACCAUUACAAGAAAGUUAAAAAAUUAGUCAAGCAGUUACAAGAAGCACAAGAACUAAAGAAUAACGGCAACCACGAUGAUUGUAUUACUAAAGCACAUAGUAUUUUAAAGACAGAAUCCAAUGUGAUGCCAUUUGUACUAAGAGCCAAAUCAUUUAUUUGUCAUUGCCAGGCACAGUCAGGUAAAGUAGAUGAAGCUUUGAAGUCUUGUAGCGAGGUCAUCCAAAUUGAUCCAGGUAACAUAGAUGCUAUGGUUGAUAAAGCUGAAGCACUUAUGGCAAAUGAAGACUAUGAAUCAGCCAUUCGAGAAUUACAAGAGGCACAAGAGAUUGACCAGAACUCAAGAAGAGUUCAAGAUGCAUUGAACAAGGCACAGAAAUUACAAAAACAAUCUAAGAAAAGAGAUUACUACAAAAUUUUAGGUGUAAAAAGAAAUGCUUCAAAGAAAGAAAUACUUAAAGCUUAUCGCAAACUUGCUGUGAAAUGGCAUCCUGAUAAACAUGAGGGUCCUGAAAAAGAAAAGGCACAGAAAGUGUUCAUAGAUUUAGCAGCAGCCAAAGAAGUUCUCACAGAUCCAGAAAAAAGACAAAGGUUUGACAACGGUGAAGAUCCUCUUGAUCCAGAAGAGCAGCACGGAGGUCACGGAAAUCCAUUCUUCCACCAAGGCUUUAAUCCAUUUGGCAAUGGCGGUUUCACAUUUAAAUUCAACUUCAACUGACAAUAGUAUAUUUUAGGUAGCAUAUGUAUCUAUAAUAGAACAUGUAGGCUUCUCAGCUCUCAACAGAACUUACUGAAUUGUGAGGAUCAAAAUGACAUUGGGGGUAUGGGGUAAAUUGAAAAUAAAACCACCUGCUCAUUGGAACUAAGACUAAUACAACUCUUAUUGCACUAGUACUGUUGAGAGGUGCGUUUUAUUUAUUAUGCAUUGUUUGGAUACAAUAGUUUAAUAUUUUCUGUUUUUGAAGGCUUAUAUUUGACACAAGGGUCAUAGAUUUCCUUUAAGUUAUUUUCAUUACAUAACAACUCACUUAAGUUUAUUAUAGUGAUCUUUUAAAACAAUGGCUCAAGUUUACAUCAAAUUGAAAACAGUAUAUCAUAGCUUUCAUUUUUUUUAAACUUACAUCAUAUUCUCACUUCAAAACUUUAAAAAACCACUAAAAAACUGAUAAUAUUAAAACAAUACACACUCAAGUUAAAAUUUAAAUUCAGGUUUUUACUGAAUUUUAUUUUUUAAAGUUACAAAAAAAGUAGAUGCUGCUUAUUGAUAUGCUCAAUCAAAUUGUUUGUAAACCUUAAAUUUAAGAAUUAAAGUUACGUGGAAUUAAUAGUAAUUUUACCAGUUGUUUUAAUAUUUUCUAUAAGCUUUUUGACUCAGGAGAGCUUCACAAUGUUAGCCUGUGGGGCAGCUUGUUAUUCUAACCAUAAUGCUGAUGUAGAUGGUUUACCAAGGUUUUAAACAUGUUAUAUUUAAUAUGUAUGGUUUUUUAUCCUGAUGAAACUAGAGUGAUGUCAAAUGUUCAUUAUUUGAUAAUGAAUGUGUAUGUGAACAUGUAUAGACUAACUUAUUUGUUCCAUCAAAGGUGUGUCAUUCAUUCAUUAUGUUUAACUCCUAGUUUUUAUAAAACUUACAAUCCUUGAGUUUACAUGUUAUACCUACUGUUUGCACUUGACUUUUGGGCUGCUUUAAGUUUAUAUAUAAAUAGAUGUCCAUGUCAAGAAUGAUCUAAAAACACAAAAUGGUGAGUUUUUAAAAGUGGGGGAAAAGUCAUUCAGAUGGUAAAUAAAUUGAGAUAAAUUAGAUAUAUUUGAGAUUUUAUGAUUCAUUUGCCUGAUGAUACAAAUAAAUUAGCAAAACAAAAAUGUUAUGUCUUAAACUAAAUACUUUCAAUGAUGUAUGAAAGACAAGCUUAAGUUGCACCAUUAACUGUAGAAUGUCUGGAGUGUGAGAAGUGUUUUAAUGACCGCAACAGUUUGCCAUAACAAGUAACUGCUGCACCAAUUUUUUAGUGCUUCAUCUGUAUGUCUGCAGUUUUCCCCUGCUUGUGUGUAAUAUUUACCUUGAACAAGACAUAAGGUCAGCUGUUUUUGGUGCUUCUAUAUUUAGUAUUAAAAUUGUGAUAAGAAAAUCAGUACUAUAUUUGGUUUAUUUUUCUACGGUUCUUUUGUCACGAUUGAAGAGUAUGUUGAAUAUUUGUGGAAUUCUGUUAUGUGCACUGUAUAUUUCUGGAUUAUGCAAUAAACAUGUUUACCUAUUGAUG
Physella acuta is the source of this 3149-nucleotide messenger RNA. RefSeq names its product dnaJ homolog subfamily C member 3. Gene Ontology annotation, molecular function: misfolded protein binding; protein-folding chaperone binding. The record is from RefSeq and is a predicted model, not a curated record. Gene Ontology annotation, cellular component: endoplasmic reticulum. Lineage: Eukaryota; Metazoa; Mollusca; Gastropoda; Physidae. Gene Ontology annotation, biological process: protein folding in endoplasmic reticulum.